GAGCGCGGGGAGGGGAGCCCACGCAGGCUGCUGCGGCAGCCCGUGGAGCUGCCCGAGUUCGCGGACACCUCCUGCCUGCAGCGGGAGGCUCUAGAAAGUUCUGGUGAGCGUAAUUGGGAGAGCUGCAGUCACCUGAGACGUGAGGCAGGGGUCCUGGGAGUGUCCCCUGUGCGCCUAGACAGACUAGAAUUGGCGGGGAGGGCUCGGCUCGUGGGGCCCCAGGGGCCUGAGGGAAACGGUCGCCUGGGAGUGCAAGAAGCAAAUUGGCUGCCCGGAGUGCAGGAGGGACAGGUGGUGCGGGCCGUCCAGGAAACUUACCUGAACGCAAAGGAGUGCCAAGGGGUAGAGGGACCCCCAGGAGGUCACCGGACCCGCCGGCGUAGGCGGAGAAGGAGGUGGUAGACCACUGUCCAGUUUCCUGGAAUCAGGAUCCCUCCAGGCCUUAAGGUAAUGCAAGAUGUAGGGGCUUGGGACCAGGCUUUGGGGCAUGGGGAGCAGAAGCAUACGGUGAACCUGAGCUUUGGAAACCUGAAGGCAGGCAUAGCCUGCAGGAUCUUCUGCUACCUCAAGUCUAGGCAUCAUCGAAACUGUGUCUGCCUGGAAGCAGCUGAGAGCACCAGCACCAGAGGCUGGGGAACAGCAGCAUGCAGCCAGAGGAAGGUACAGGAUGGCUGCUGGAAUUGCUAUCUGAGGUGCAGCUACAACAGUACUUCCUGAGGCUUCGUGAUGACCUCAAUGUUACUCGCUUGUCCCACUUUGAGUAUGUCAAGAACGAGGAUCUGGAAAAGAUUGGCAUGGGCCGACCUGGCCAGCGGCGGCUGUGGGAUGCUGUGAAGAGGAGGAAGGCCAUGUGCAAACGCAAGUCAUGGAUGAGCAAGGUGUUCAGUGGAAAGCGGCUGGAGACCGAGCUUCCCCCCCAUCACUCUCAAAGCACCUUCCGGAAACCCUCACCCACCCCAGGGGGCCCAGCAGGGGAGGGGACCCUGCAGAGCCUCACCUGCCUCAUCGGGGAGAAGGACCUGCGCCUCCUGGAGAAGCUAGGAGAUGGCUCUUUUGGGGUGGUGCGCAGGGGCGAGUGGGAUUCCCCUGCAGGAAAGACGGUGAGUGUGGCUGUGAAGUGCCUGAAGCCUGAUGUAUUGAGCCAGCCAGAGGCCAUGGACGACUUCAUCCGGGAGGUCAAUGCCAUGCAUUCACUUGACCACCGAAACCUCAUUCGCCUCUAUGGUGUGGUGCUCACCCCACCCAUGAAGAUGGUGACAGAGCUGGCACCUCUGGGAUCAUUGUUGGACCGCCUACGUAAGCACCAAGGUCAUUUCCUCCUGGGGACUCUGAGCCGCUAUGCUGUACAGGUAGCUGAGGGUAUGGGCUACUUGGAAUCCAAACGCUUUAUUCACCGUGACCUGGCUGCUCGAAAUCUACUGUUGGCUACUCGUGACCUGGUCAAGAUUGGGGACUUUGGACUGAUGCGAGCUCUACCCCAGAAUGAUGACCACUAUGUCAUGCAGGAACAUCGCAAGGUGCCCUUUGCCUGGUGUGCCCCUGAGAGCCUGAAGACACGGACCUUCUCCCAUGCUAGUGACACCUGGAUGUUUGGGGUAACAUUGUGGGAGAUGUUCACCUAUGGCCAGGAGCCCUGGAUUGGCCUUAAUGGCAGCCAGAUCCUACAUAAAAUUGACAAGGAGGGGGAGCGCCUGCCUCGGCCAGAGGACUGCCCCCAGGACAUCUACAAUGUUAUGGUCCAGUGCUGGGCUCACAAGCCAGAGGACAGACCUACAUUUGUGGCCCUGCGGGACUUCCUGCUGGAGGCUCAACCCACCGACAUGCGGGCCCUCCAGGACUUUGAAGAACCAGAUAAGCUGCAUAUCCAGAUGAAUGAUGUCAUCACUGUCAUCGAAGGAAGAGCUGAAAACUAUUGGUGGCGUGGUCAGAACACCCGGACACUGUGUGUGGGGCCCUUCCCUCGCAAUGUAGUAACCUCUGUGGCUGGUCUGUCAGCCCAAGACAUCAGCCAGCCCCUGCAGAAUAGCUUCAUCCACACUGGGCAUGGUGACAGUGACCCUCGCCACUGCUGGGGUUUUCCUGACAGGAUUGACGAACUAUAUCUGGGAAACCCUAUGGAUCCUCCUGACUUGCUGAGUGUGGAACUGAGCACUUCCCGGCUCACCCAGCAUCUAGGAAGAGUGAAAAGGGAGCCUCCACCUCGCCCACCUCAGCCUGCCAUCUUCAGUCAGAAGCCAACCUAUGACCCUGUGAGUGAGGACCAAGACCUCCUGUCCAGCGACUUCAAAAGGCUGGGCCUUCGGAAGCCAGUACUGCCCCGAGGGCUAUGGCUAGCGAAACCCUCAGCCCGAGUGCCAAGCACCAAGGCAGGCCGUAGCAGUGGGGGAGAGGUCACACUCAUUGACUUCGGUGAAGAGCCUGUGGUUCCAAUCCCACGGCCCUGUGCACCCUCAUUGGCACAGCUGGCCAUGGAUGCCUGCUCUUUGCUGGACAAGACACCACCACAGAGCCCCACACGGGCACUGCCACGACCCCUUCAUCCCACACCUGUAGUAGAUUGGGAUGCACGCCCCCUGCCCCCACCCCCCGCUUAUGAUGAUGUGGCCCAAGAUGAGGAUGACUUUGAGAUCUGUUCCAUAAAUAGCACUCUAGUGGGUGAGGGGUUCCCUGCUAGACCCAGCCAGGGUGAGACCAAUUAUGCUUUUGUGCCUGAGCAGGCACGGCUGCCCCCCGUCCUGGAGGACAACUUGUUUCUCCCACCCCAGGGUAGUGGCAAGCCACCUAGCUCAGCCCACACCGCAGAAAUUUUCCAGGCAUUGCAGCAGGAAUGCAUGCGGCAGCUGCAGGUCCCUACUGGCUCACUGGUCUCCUCAACUGUUCUGGGGAGUGAUGACAAACCCCAGGUGCCUCCCAGGGUACCCAUUCCCCCUCGACCCACACGCCCAUGUGUUGGGCUAUCUCCAGUCCCCUCAGGAGAGGAAGAGGCAGUUGGGUGGCCUGGACCAACCUCUCCUCCCCGGGUACCUCCUCGGGAACCCCUUUCCCCUCAGGGUUCAAGGACCCCAAGCCCUCUGGUGCCACCUGGCAGCUCUCCUCUACCAUCUCGGCUUUCCAGCUCACCUGGAAAAACCAUGCCCACUACCCAGAGCUUUGCCUCAGACCCUAAGUAUGCCACGCCCCAAGUUAUCCAGGCUCCAGGCCCACGAGCUGGUCCCUGCAUCUUGCCCAUUGUCCGUGAUGGCAAGAAGGUCAGCAACACCCACUACUACCUGCUACCUGAGCGCCCUCCCUACCUGGAACGCUACCAGCGCUUCCUGCGUGAGGCCCAGAGCCCUGAAGAUCCAGCCGCCCUGCCAGUGCCCCUGCUAUUUCCCCCACCCAGCAUCCCAGCUCCUGCUGCUCCCACUGCCACAGUUCGGCCAAUGCCCCAGGCUGCCCCUGACCCAAAGGCCAACUUCUCCACCAACAAUAGCAACCCAGGGAUCCGACCACCAGUCCUGAGGGCCACUGCUCAGCUGCCACAGAGGGGCUGCCCUGGGGAUGGGCAAGAGGCUGCACGACCAGCAGACAAAAUCCAGAUGCUGCAGGCCAUGGUGCAUGGGGUGACCACAGAGGAGUGCCAGGCGGCCCUGCAGAGCCACGGCUGGAGCAUGCAGAGGGCUGCCCAAUAUCUAAAGGUGGAACAGCUCUUUGGGUUGGGGCUGCAGCCACGGGUGGAGUGCCACAAAGUGCUGGAGAUGUUUGACUGGAACCUGGAGCAAGCUGGCUGCCACCUUCUGGGUUCCUGUGGCCCUGCCCACCACAAACGCUGAAAUGUGUCUGAAGAGCUUAAGUCUGUCCUGAAGAAAUCACUUGAGCCUGUUCAUGGGACAAGAGCGGGAAGAUGACCCCACUCAGGUGUGGAGGACCUGCUACUACCUGUUGCUCUCAGUGGACAGAGUGAGGCCAAAGCCAUAGGAGUCUGGGAGCCCUACCUUGCUCAUCUCACUUGCACAGCUCUGCCCCUGCAUACCUUGGUUCAGCCCUCAGUGACCCUGCCAAGAGGCGGGAAAGAGCUCUGUGGAAGUAGGCAGGGGAGUUAGUUGCCUGAGCAGGCUGUGUGUGACCUGUCUCUGGCUCCAGACUGAGGCUGGAUCUGUGGCUGAAGUGUGCCCCUGAGCUCUGUCCAAGUGUACCAGACUAAGAGGAAGCCAGACUUCAGUUGAGCGGGGAGUAUGUAUUAGCCACCACAGAAAGGUGGGCCAGUACCCUGAGGGCCUCCUUCAGGACUGGGCUUUUUCCAAGGAGCUCAGACAGGCAUUUGGCAUGUUAGACUUGUGGCCCCACUAUGCACAGGUUACGGGGUUUGUCUGGUCUUAAGGAUCUCAUGCCUGGAAAUAGCCCGAGGUGGUUGAAGAAGCAAAAAAAGGGUGCUAGACUAUUUUCUGGCAAGGACACAGGGUUCAAGUCCCCAGAAUUGGAAGGAGACCCGAGGGAUUGCUGCCCUGGAGGGACACUAGUGCUUCCUGUUUGAUCUCAACUCUUCUGUGCUGUUACCUGUUUUCCCACUAGCCUGCCGCCAAAGUUCCUGUCCCAGCCAUGGGUAUCUGCUUCUUCCAGAGAAAUAAAGUUAUUUUCUAUUUUAUGUUA
Jaculus jaculus (lesser Egyptian jerboa) is the source of this 4629-nucleotide messenger RNA. RefSeq names its product tyrosine kinase non receptor 2 (gene Tnk2). Gene Ontology annotation, molecular function: protein binding; protein tyrosine kinase activity; ATP binding. The coding region runs from base 645 to 3812 and encodes 1055 amino acids. The transcript is spliced from 16 exons. Gene Ontology annotation, cellular component: extrinsic component of cytoplasmic side of plasma membrane. Gene Ontology annotation, biological process: signal transduction; negative regulation of epidermal growth factor receptor signaling pathway; regulation of keratinocyte differentiation. The record is from RefSeq and is a predicted model, not a curated record. NCBI's taxonomy places the organism in Eukaryota, Metazoa, Chordata, Mammalia, Rodentia, Dipodidae.